AUGCAACCUCAACAAAGCACCACUGGCAGUACAAUGCAAAAUAUUAAGGAGAAAGUCAAACAUCCAUUCACUCAUGACACUGACACCAACAUUACCUAUCCAACCAGAGAACAAAAGAAAUUAGCAGAAUCUGGCACUACAGUUCCUCAAUCCACCGUUGGAAGUGGUGGAAUGUUAAAUCAACCAACAACCACUCAAUCCAAUAUUGGUAGAGAAGAAUACUUGGAAAAGAAAUUAUAUUUACUACGUAAACAGGUUUAUGAAUUUGCUUGUAAAUUGGCUCAGAGUUCAACACUUUCCGAUAAAUCAUGUAAUGUGAAAGAAAAGUGGGUCGAUGUGGAAUUGAGUAUAUUGAAGGGAUGUUUUAAAAGAUUCUCUGAUUUGGCAGAGCAACCAACGAUUCCAAUUCUACAACCAAAAGUUUACAAAGAUCCACCACCAACAUCAGGAUUGUUCAGUAGUGCUUUAUCAUUUAUUGGAUCAAUGUUUUCAAAGAAUUCAUCAAGUAGUUCCAAAGCUACACCAAUUAGUGUUGAGCCAAAACCAGAAUAUGAUUUUCUAACAAAGGUACUUUUGGAUGGCGACUAUUCAAGUGGAAAGACUUCAUUGCUUAAUUGUGCAAUGAAUGAAACGCCAGUGGAUCCAUCAAAUAAUCAUCAUAUCACAACGAUUGGAAUGGAUUUUGCCAUUAAGAAUUUCCAUUUUGGAGAUACCACUAAAGUCAAGCUGCAAUUGUGGGAUCAAUGUGGACCAGAACGUUUUCGUCAAAUAACUCUUCCAUUCUAUAGACAUGCAUCGGUUAUUCUCUUACUGGUCGAUCCUUCAUCAACUCAUGUUCUUCGAUCAAUGAAUGAAAAAGUGGAAGUAAUCAAAAAUAAUGCUACAAAACCAGAAGUUAUUCUAAUCACAACAAAGAAAGAUAAGAAAGAUGAAGUGAGAUUAAUUUCAAAUGAGCAAGCUGACAAAUUAGCCUAUGACAAUUUUGGAACUUUACAUUUGGAUAUUACCAAUACUCAAUUGGAAGAACCCAAAAAUAUUAUUUGGUAUUGUGCUUUACUCAAGUAUUUACUUUCUUAA
Messenger RNA from Naegleria gruberi, 1077 nucleotides. RefSeq lists its product as uncharacterized. Lineage: Eukaryota; Heterolobosea; Eutetramitea; Acrasida; Naegleriidae. Bases 1 to 1077 code for a protein of 358 amino acids. Gene Ontology annotation, molecular function: GTPase activity; GTP binding. The record is from RefSeq and is a predicted model, not a curated record. The transcript is spliced from 3 exons.